Molecule: messenger RNA, 2107 nt
Organism: Galleria mellonella (greater wax moth)
Lineage: Eukaryota; Metazoa; Arthropoda; Insecta; Lepidoptera; Pyralidae
Exons: 7
Coding region: 258-1748 (496 amino acids)
Cellular component (GO): cytoplasmic vesicle membrane
Source: RefSeq, a predicted model, not a curated record
CCCGGUCGGCUUCACAGGCUGCUAUAUUUGGCCGAAAGUAGGGCUGAAACGGGGCGGCAGGGCGGUCCCAUGCACAGUGGUCGUGCCAACAGUACAGUACGGCGAGUCAGUGUCGCGCGACCCUGCGGUAGCGAUAGAUGGCGCGGGAUGGCAUGGCGUCAAAAAAUAAAUAGCGUUCAUAACGCGAGUGGAUUGCGGCGAGGUGCAAUUGCACCUUGCAAUUUGAUUGCUCCGUGACAAAUGUGAGGCACCUCUCCAUGUCGAGCCACACGCCGCUGCUAAUCACAAUAAUGGUUUUUGCAUUCUUCGCUUUGUUCUUACUUGGUAUUUUAAUUACCAAGCCUGUACCAUGCAUCACGGAGACACAGUGCGCGGACGGCAAGGCGUGCCCAGCGCCGUGGGUGUGCUGCGACUCGGGCUGCUGCGCGCCCGUCAGCUCCCCAUCGCGUCACGACCUUGACGACCCGCUCAAGGAACAUGGAUUCUCUUACCCUUGGUAUGCUCAAUGGCCUGUUCUAUUCCUGCUCGGGACGUUGGGCGGGAUCCUGAUCUGCUGCGUGUGGUGCCUAUUCUGCAAGCGGCCCAGCUCGCACGGCAUCUACAUGUGCUCGUUCGCGUGCUGCGUCCGCCGGCCCAACUCGAACCACGACUCCGCCGGCUCCAUCUACCCGCCGCCGCGCUACAGCCGCUGCGGCUCCUUCCACCAGGCUCCACCACCGUAUUCUGAAGUCACGUCGAAGCCGGACCUGUAUCCUCUCGUCAUUACUUGUGGUGGAGAAGGCGACGGCAAAACCGGUGGUAGCUACCUCAUGGUACAUUAUUUCAGAAACUAUGUAAUUCGAGCACCUGGUUCUCUAUCAGCGGCGAGUACUGCCGAAUCUCUCAACUCCAGUUUCAUAUGCAACGCGACAAAUGAGGCAAAUUCAAUCAUCCCGCCACCGUAUUCGUGCGCGAGCAACUACGAGGAGUGCGGCGCGGUGGGCUGCGGGCGGUCGCUGCUGCGCUCGCUGUCGUCGCUGCCGGAGCCGCGGGCCGCGCCCCCCGCCGCCGCCGCCGCCGCCGCGCCCCGCGCACGCACCGCGCCCGACAUCGCCCCCGCGCCCCCCGCGCACCCCGCGCACCGGCCCCGGGAACCAGCGGCCGCCUUCCGGGAGAACCUCAUCACGUCGCCUGUACAACCUCUGGAUCCUUCCUUCGACUUGGAGUUAGAACUGAUCGAUUGUGAAAUGUACUGCGAUGGUGGUUGCAAGCCGCGGCUCGGUGCCUCACCGCCAGUGCACCGAUCGCCUUCCAACGUGGAUGACGAGGCCAUCUAUGACCACGAAGCGUACGGGUUACGGCAUCUCUUCGCCUGCCCCUCGCCAGAAGGAGCCGGUGCCUGCGAGUCGCCUCCGCAACCAACCAGCCCCACUCAAACGUCCAGGGACUCUACGCUUCGAAGACCAAGUGACGAGAGGCGGCACCGGCGUCUAGAUAAUGCAAAGAAAGCACCCAGAGCAAGAAAAUCGAGCUUAUAUAUGCCCCUGUCCACGGCACAUCCCGUGAGAAGUUCCCGGAUAUCACCCGGCGCUCGCACAUCGUCCCGCUCUGCGCCAGCCACUCCUUGCAGUAACCUGGUCCCUAAUCUUCUCAAUUUCACACAAAGGGUCUCGGCGUCAAGACACGGCUCAAGGUCUUCAAGGUUCGAGGAGGAAAGCAAUCCUCUGUUAUCGGAAAUUGAACAUCCCCGUACUGACCACAAGUUUUAAAUAUAAAACAAGCCUAUUUGUUGAUUACUUUUCUCUCUCUCUCUCACUCUUUCAGAUACCAAUAAAUGGUUACAGUAUAUUGAUGUAAUAGAAUAGAUCGAUGUUUAUUGAUGUGAAACUCGAAUUAACCGAUUUAUCGGCCUAAUCUGUAAACCCCUGCCAUUUACAGCCUUUAUGGUGAUGGAAUCUAUAUGUUGUGACUGUUAACCUGUGCUCAUUAUAACGUAGAGCGAACACUACAUAAAUAAGUAGGUAGUUUAAAUGUUAAACAAAUAUUUUAUUGCAUAUAACUGUAAGGUACGAGCUUGUUGGACCAUUGUUCACUUGCCUUCUAUUAAGAAAUGAAUAAUUCUCAAAAU